Apodemus sylvaticus (European woodmouse) is the source of this 2730-nucleotide messenger RNA. It is a transcript of the gene Zbtb7b, whose product is annotated as zinc finger and BTB domain containing 7B. Gene Ontology annotation, molecular function: RNA polymerase II cis-regulatory region sequence-specific DNA binding; protein binding; DNA-binding transcription factor activity, RNA polymerase II-specific. The coding region runs from base 251 to 1882 and encodes 543 amino acids. The record is from RefSeq and is a predicted model, not a curated record. Gene Ontology annotation, biological process: positive regulation of gene expression; regulation of transcription by RNA polymerase II. NCBI's taxonomy places the organism in Eukaryota, Metazoa, Chordata, Mammalia, Rodentia, Muridae. The transcript is spliced from 3 exons.
UGGGGGGGGGCGAGUGGGAACCAGGUGAAUGUACGGCUCUCCACGGCCAAGGGGGGGGCGGGCAGCAGGAGGAGGCAAAGGGUGGCGGAGGAGGAGCCCCCCAGCAACGAGCAGCGAGCCACUGACCGCGGCCUUCUGACCAGGACCGGAGCAGGGCCCCAAGCCCCCCAGCCUGGCGGGGGACGCGCCUCUUCUUACACCCUGUGCCUCUGCAGCUCCCGCGAGCGGACCCGACGGCUGAGAGGAGAAGAUGGGGAGCCCUGAGGAUGACCUGAUUGGAAUCCCAUUCCCAGACCACAGCAGCGAGCUCCUGAGCUGCCUGAACGAACAGCGCCAGCUGGGCCACCUGUGCGACCUCACCAUCAGGACGCAGGGGCUCGAGUACCGCACCCACAGGGCUGUGCUGGCCGCCUGUAGCCACUACUUCAAGAAGCUCUUUACGGAGGGGGGAGGGGGGACUGUCAUGGGAACAGGGGGCGGUGGGACAGCUGCUGGGGGAGCAGGGGCCGGUGUGUGUGAGCUGGACUUUGUCGGGCCAGAGGCCCUGGGUGCCCUGCUCGAGUUUGCCUACACAGCCACACUGACCACCAGCAGCGCCAACAUGCCGGCUGUUCUCCAAGCUGCUCGGCUGCUGGAGAUCCCCUGCGUCAUUGCUGCUUGCAUGGAAAUCCUACAAGGGAGUGGGCUAGAAGCCCCCAGCCCAGAUGAGGAUGACUGUGAGCGAGCCCGACAGUACCUGGAGGCUUUCGCCACUGCCACCUCCACAGCCUCGACCUCAGGAAUGCCCAACGGUGAAGACAGCCCUCCGCAGGUGCCCCUCCUGCCACCGCCUCCGCCACCACCUCGACCUGUUGCCCGCCGCAGCCGCAAACCCCGGAAAGCUUUUCUUCAAACCAAAGGGGCCCGAGCAAACCACCUGGUCCCUGAGGCCCCCACAGUACUCACCCAUCCCUUGACCUACGAAGAAGAGGAGAUGGUUGGUAGAGUGGGUAACAGUGGAGGCAGUGGGCUCGGAGAUAGCUAUAGUCCCCCGACAGGUGCUGCCUCACCUGCUGAGGGGCCCCUGAACUAUGAAGUCUUUGAAGGUGAGGAAGAAGAGGAGGAGCUGGUAUAUCCCCCAGCCUAUGGGCUAGCACAGAGUAACGAGCCCUCGCUAUCACCAGAGGAGCUGGGCUCAGAUGAAGAUCCCAUCGAUCCUGACCUGAUGGCUUACCUAAGUUCGCUGCACCAGGACGCCCUGGCACCAGGCCUGGAUGGCCAAGACAAGCUGGUGCGUAAACGCCGUUCACAGAUGCCCCAAGAGUGCCCAGUCUGUCACAAGAUAAUCCAUGGGGCAGGCAAACUGCCCCGACACAUGAGGACCCACACUGGUGAGAAGCCCUUUGCCUGUGAGGUCUGCGGCGUGCGCUUCACCAGGAAUGACAAACUGAAGAUCCACAUGCGGAAGCACACAGGAGAGCGUCCCUACUCGUGCCCACACUGCCCAGCCCGCUUCCUGCAUAGCUACGACCUCAAGAACCACAUGCACCUGCACACUGGGGACCGGCCCUAUGAGUGCCACCUGUGCCACAAGGCUUUCGCCAAGGAGGACCACCUGCAGCGCCAUCUCAAGGGUCAGAACUGCCUGGAGGUACGCACCCGAAGACGCCGCAAGGAUGAUGCCCCACCUCACUACCCGCCACCCUCGACGGCCACCUCAUCCCCUGCUGGCCUUGACCUCUCCAAUGGCCACCUGGACACCUUCCACCUCUCUCUGGCUCGAUUCUGGGAGCAGUCAGCCACCACGGGACCCCCAGUCACUACACAAGGGCCCCCUGAGGAGGAGGAGGAAGAAGGGACACCUACCACACCACAGGCCGAAGGUGCCAUGGAGUCCUCUUAAAAGAGGGGUGGAUGGCCAGGCUGGAACAGCACAAGGCCUGGCACACCAUGCCAAGCAAUGGGGAGCACAUAAAACAAGUGGUAUUGGGGUCGGGGGUGCUGAACCUUGUUGGUAUCAGAAUGAACCCCCCCUUUCCCCCAGAGCCUUCAUUCCAAUUACAAGCUGAGGUUUUGGGGCACAAGCGCUCUAGAUUGGGGUGAUCACCCAAGGAGUUAAACAUGAAAUAUGUAUGUGUGUGUGUGCAUGUAUAUAUGUGUGUGUGUACGUGUUACACACACACUCUGCACAUAUAUAUGUACACACACAGUAAAGGUGGGGUCCCUGUCCCCAGCCACUACUGGGGAAUUGAAGCAAUAAUCUAUCUCUGAUUUGUGGGGUCCCACUUCGGCUAUGCGGGUUUCUAGGAGGCUGGGGACCAAAUCCUUGCCCUACUCCCAUGCCCCCUGGGUUUUGGCUGUGUGAGGGGGUGGACUGCCCCUCCCUUCCGAGACCCCUUCUUCCUGGUUUCUGUUCCUUUUUCCUGGCCAUAAAUUAUGUAAAGGGGGGGGUGGUGAAGAAAGGGUAAGAGGGGGAAACAAGGUGGAGGCUUGAAAGACUGGGGUGGCGGGGGACUGGGCCUGUAAGGACGGAGCCAUCCCAGUCCCCCUCCACCCAGUUCCAACGCUGAGUCAUGGGGUCCUGGAGAAGAGGGCAGGGUGGCCUGAUUGGCUCGCCCGCCCCUGGGGGUAGCUGAAGGGCUCCGCCCAGCUAAGGGAGCUCUCCACCUCUCCCCUCCCGCGUCCCGGGGCAGGGAAUGUCUUGUUCCUGGCGCUCCCUCCCUGAGGCCAGAGGGCAGGGCGGGCCGGGCG